UGGGAAGGGCUUGAUGAUGUUUGAGACGGCAGGGAAGUCAUAUUUGUCUUCAUCUGCUCAACCUCAAACACAUUUUAGAACAGGAGUAACGACCAAGGUGAAAGAGUGAAGUCUACCGAGAGCUUGCAUGUUCUGAGAAGCCAGGAUCAGUAUGACAACUGAAACAGCAGAGAAUGCAGGAGGAGUGCAACCAGGAACUAAAAAAGGCUUUGGACUGGAGUGUCCCAUAGCGGACAAACGUUUUCAAAGUGACGAGGUGAAGCAGAUCUGGAAGGAGUGCCAAGACGAGAGUUUUUGGUACAGAGCUCUUCCACUCUCUCUUGGAAGCAUGGCUAUCACUGGUGGCCUAAUCUACAACGGAGUUUGGAAACAAUCAAAGCGCUUUGGUCCAUUCCCUAAACUAGCAGUGGCAGGUAUCAUUGGUUACGCAGUGGGAAAAGCUUCUUACAUGGGCACAUGUAGAGAAAAGUUUCAAAAGCUGGAACCAGAGUUCAGCAAAGGCUUUGGCCCAGGUUGGGGUGGCCCAGGUUGGGGUGGCCCAGGCGGCUGUGGACACAAACACUGCACACAUGUAUGUCAGGAGUGUACGAAAGUAGAAGCUGGAGCAGCGUCUGCAAAACCUGCUCAAAGCUGAGGGGAUUAAGCGACAAAACAAAAAUGUUCUUCCUGCCUUGGCUGAUACCAGAAGUAUUGCAAACUUGUACAGUGUCAUCAAUCAUGAUCUUAUGGUGCACUGAAUUUUAUAAGUUCAUUUUACAUUAAAAUAAUCAUAAUAAAAUAUGGUCCAAUAUA
Ictalurus punctatus (channel catfish) is the source of this 792-nucleotide messenger RNA. RefSeq names its product OCIA domain containing 2 (gene ociad2). The record is from RefSeq and is a predicted model, not a curated record. Gene Ontology annotation, cellular component: mitochondrial inner membrane. The transcript is spliced from 6 exons. NCBI's taxonomy places the organism in Eukaryota, Metazoa, Chordata, Actinopteri, Siluriformes, Ictaluridae. The coding region runs from base 152 to 634 and encodes 160 amino acids.